UACACUGAGUCAUUCGACUGUUUACGGUGUGUUGAAAGUUAGGUGAGCAGUCGCACGGGUGCCACUCAGGUGAUGGCAUACGUUACGAAGUUGACGCUCUAUGAGGGAGUGUAGAGGAGUGGAGAGACGUCGACGCCCUCGUUACUCUGACGUGUCCACCUCUGACACCACGUCUGGUUCUACCUUCCUAUUCCACAAAGACGACGAGGUUACCGAGGCUCGCAAGAACUACCUCAACCCAAGGAACGUGCCCAGCGAGUCUUGCCCCAGAGAUGAAGAGGCCAUAGCAAGAAUGGGACGUACGUGCUUACGAAAAUGUAACAAGGACGAGGACUGCCUUAGCCGAAGAAAGGUUUGUCUGUGUGACGGAGUGUGUGGCCUGAGCUGCAUUAAACCAGACAAGGAGUGCGUCGACCUGGACAAUCCAGUAUCCGGCUAUGUGGACGUGAAGGGCCGAGUUGUGGGCUCCGUGGCCACCUACAGGUGUCAGGAGGGUUAUCACCUGAUCGGACAGGCGACGAGACACUGUCAGGCCAACGGGAUCUGGACGUCAGCACCUCCUGAGUGUCGUGAGAACUUGUACUGCAUUGACCCGCCCACAAUUCCCAACGCUCGUCACAGCGGCUUGGCUGGCCAGACCAGAUUUGAAGUGAACCAGACAUUAUUAUACUCCUGUUACGAGGGCUAUACAACACGGGGCUUCGACGUGGCCAAGUGCUUCCUCUAUAACAACACUAUGCAGUGGUUCGGCCCAGAGAUUGAGUGUGAAGCCAAGUCAUGCGGCGAUCCUGGGGAGAUCCUUAAUGGCUUCAAAGAAGGAUCUUGCUUCUCCUUCUCCUGCAGAGUGACCUACCAGUGCCGCCCGGGGUUCGAACUGGUGGGCAAGAGCAACAAUUAUUACUGCCAACACGACGGCACCUGGACUCCCCAAAAACUACCAAUCUGCACACCGGUGCAGUGCGACAUCCCAGAAAACCCGGACAAAGGGAAGGCCAUCUUCAUAGCGGUGUCGUACAACGCAGUGGUCUCCUACGACUGCAACUAUGGCUACAUGAUCGUCGGCUCCUCCACCAGACGAUGUGGCGCCGACAAGAAGUGGAGCGGGGUUAAACCCAUUUGUAAACAGAUCAACUGCGGACACCCUGGGCAUCUAUCCAACGGCUGGCUGGAAAACAUCGAGCAAGGCACAGCUCUGGGCGCCUCCAUCAUCUUCCGCUGCUACCCAAACAUGACUAUCGAGGGAGACCAAUCCACUGUUUGUCAGGCCGACGGUUCCUGGAGCAAGCCACUACCUAUGUGCCUUGCGCCCUGCAUAGUGCCAACUAUUGAACAUGGUCGCCUACGCAACGAUACUCGUGCUGGCUCGCAGGUGCCACAUGGCAGCAUCAUAGAUGUGGAGUGCAACCAGAACUACGAACUGGCUUACAGUUUGGCACCUUCUCUCUGCUAUAACGGUACCUGGACCAAUUAUCCAAGAUGCCAGCCAGCACGCUGUAAGAAGCUGCCAGAGCGUCCCAGGCACGGAAUGGUCAUCGCUCCUAAGACCGACCACGGGAAAAAGGCUCGAUAUCGCUGCAAGGAUGGUUACGAACUGCUGGGACCAAUCACCACCAGAUGUCACUACGGAAACUGGACAAGCAUCACUCCAAAAUGCCAGGAAGUUUACUGUCCAUUCCCUGGAGAGCUGACACACGGACGCGUCCUGCUGGUUGGCAACAUGGGCAUGUAUGAGUACCGCUCAUACGUCAAGAAGGUGAGGAACAAUCGACAGCUGAGGUUUGCGUGUGACCGCGGAUUCUUCUUGGUGGAAGGUCCCCCGGGAGCCACCUGUGUGCACGGCAGGUGGAGCCCCAAGGAAAUGCCCAGGUGUAAGCCAGACCUCCACCCGAGAUUCCGCUGGCUUAAGAGGUCAGUAAACGCUACUGAGUUCGAGGAUGGUCGCAAUACAACUCUUAAGGGUAUCUCUGGAAAAGGUGACACAGAGAGCGCUCCUAGCAGUGUCAAAGAAUGGCAGACAGCAUCGCGGACCAGGUCUACAAAUGGCAAGACUUGGGAAAAACAAACGGGCGAAGACCCAAUCAUCAACGAAGGCAAGAGAGGAAACUCUGGCGUAGAAAAGUUAUACCCAUCAACACCUAGCGUGUUACUACUACCGAAACACUUCCAACUUACUACUGCCGCUAUUCCUAUUAAAAUGCUUUCAAACCUCCCCGUUUCCUCCCCAUCCAAUAACCUUCCAAGAGGUGCAAAUCCUGUCUCUUCAGAUAUUCAGGAAAGCGUAAAUUUAGGAAAUCUCCGACCCCCUCUUGUCGAUUUGUACAGACUCCUGCAAGCAAAAAACGAGCAAUACAAACAGAAAAUGGAAAACCAAGAGUGGACUUCCCUAGUGAGAGUUCCCAGAAAUGUUGCUGAAAAAGAGAAGAAAGACAAGAAUCGAAAAAGAAGGAAUAAAUGGAAGAAAAAGGGAAAGCGAGACUCCCCCGCCGUGCCUCACUGCGAGCCUAUCGCCAGCGAGCCGUACCUACGUGUCGAGGUAAUACGGAAGGGUCGGGACAGCAACUACACGUACUCAGCAGGUGCCAGGAUCAAAGUGACGUGUCUUCACGGCUACGGUCUCAACAUUGGCAACAGGACUGCAAAGUGUGCACGUAGGGGCAAGUGGAAACCAAUGAAACCUCAGUGUGUUACCUUGCCGUGCUCGGUACCCGAGGCUCCUCACGGACAGUUUGAGUUCAACGGGGUGGCCGUGGUGGAGCGCGCUAUCAUCAGUCAUGGCGAGGUAGUGAAGUUCUCCUGCCAGAGCGGCUACAACGUCCUGGGCUCCGACACUAUGAGGUGCUGGUACGGCGCCUGGGCCGUCACCGGCAAGAACCCAGAGUGCAUACCAAACAACUGCGUGCUACCCGACCUGAGCCACGGGAAGUACACAGCCGGCUACAAGAAAGGCUUGACGAUCAUACACGGAGCAUCGGUUGGCUACGCCUGUGACGACGGCUGGCUUAUUGGCGUGACGGACGUCUCCUGCUAUCUAGGGAUGCUGAGCCCCGCUCCCCCGGCGUGCGUCACCCCAGUACACACCGUUGAGACCGUCAACAACGAGCCUGUCUCCCCAGUCAAGAGAGAACACUCCAACGGACCUCACACCAGCGGCGGAGACAUCACCGACAUGGGCCUGUCCUCUACCUUGAUGAAGUCGUGUAGUCCCCCUAUCGUGGUGCCCGGCUCCCAGGGCUUCAAGGACGAUCAACCACUCGACGAGAAGGAUCAAAAGUUCCCGGAUGGCACCACUGUCACCUUCAACUGCAAAACCAACAACAUCGGUGUGAAGACCAGCUGGGACAUGACGUGUGUGGAUGGUUCAUGGCAGGGGCUGCGACCCCCCACCACCUGCGAGGCAGAGGGCGCCGACGAGGAAGAGAACUACGGCAACAAGUCUUGUACAUGGAGAAAGUCUGAACCCAAUGUUGUCACCUUCUACAACGACCAGGAAAUUACCGAAGAGGUGGUGGACUUCGAACCCGGGGCGGAGCUGGUGUCGCGGUGUGUGGAUAUCGGGAAGUACGCGUUGAUGGGCUCCACCAGCCGCCGCUGUGUAGACGGUGUCUGGAGCGGGGAGAAGCCAGUGUGUUUUGGUCUGAACCAAGAGAAUAACUAUUCUUUGGACAAGCCGCCAACCAUCCUCUUCCGCAACGAGCAUGGACCCAUGGCCCAGAGUAACGACGGUAAGCUGGUGGUGUAUCCGGGUACGGUAUUACACCUCGAGUGCCUCUUCAUGAGACGUCAUGGUACACCCAAGUGGAACGUCUCUCUCGCCAGUUCACUCUUGCCCGGGAAGAAGCGAAGAAGAAAAGGAAACAAGAAGGGUGGAAAAGGCGGAGCAAAGCCGAAGGCUGUCGGAGGAUUAGUACCGUACCCGAAUGGCUGGGCCAAUGCUCCUGGGCGUAACAUGCAACUCGAAUAUCGACUCUCCAUCUUCAAGGCGCAGGAGAAGGACUCAGGUGCCUACGCCUGCGUCACACCCUUAGGGCACAAACACAUCGUCAAGCUUGAGAUUAAAGCGAUCCACUGCCCGGACAUCGCCAGCAUGAAUAAGUCAGACGAGCUGACGUCUCUGCGAUACGACCCGGCCGACAACACACGGAUGAGCACAGUCGUCAACUUCUCGUGCACCCCGGGAUCGUCCCUUGUCGGGGCGCAACAAAUAAAGUGUCUCCCGUCAGGCAACUGGUCAGCGCCCAUACCCCGUUGUGAGAAAGACAAGUGCGUCCCGCCGGCGCCGCCCCUCAACGGCAUCGUGAGUGGUGAGGGCCCCUUCCACGCCGGAGACGUGGUCGAUGUCAAGUGUAGUCCUAACUACAUGAUGGAAGGACAACCGCUCAUUGUCUGCCAGGAGGAUGGACAGUGGUCCGACGAGGUACCGAAGUGUCUCCUGGCUUGCACCUACCCUGGCACCAUCAUCUCUGGCACCAUGAGCUCAAUUAAAUUUUAUUAUCCUAUCAACGACAACAUUACAUACACGUGCAGCUCAGGCUUCGUGCUGCGCGGGGCCCGCUCCAUCUUGUGUCGGGAAGGAGGCAGGUGGUCAGCACCCGUACCUACCUGCUUGCCCAAACAAUGAACAGCUGAUAACUUGACAGACGGCAUUGUGACCACUUUUCUAAUCGCUUUUCAUCAACCAACUUCUUCCUUCUGACCGCCACAAAGAAGGUCGUGAAGCAUGUUAUUAACCCCACUUGCUUUUUCUCAGGAGGUAGACGGAUAGAUUAUCUAGGCUAGCACUCUUGGAUACCCUUAUUUACUGACACCAAGAGAACCACUGGCAUUUCGGACAUUAAGGCCAGAUGUCAAAAAAAAAAAAUUACGAAAAAUAUUUUUUUUUCACUAUUAAACGACGUGGCAACUGUAUCAGGAUACUCCAAGUGACACCCUGCAUAGGUUUAAACAUUCUUGUUCGUAUGAUUUACGGUAAAUAUAAGGAUAAAAUGAUACUUAUGAAAAGAUUUAUGUUAGGUAACAGAAUCAUGUAGGGAAGAGGCCAAAACUGCAAACUAAGGCUCACUGGUUCUCUUCAUAUUUCUUAAUAUAGCACAGCCUAUGCUGUAAGCUCUCAGCAUAGCACAGCCUUUGCUGGAACCUUUCAACAUAGCACAGCCCAUGCUGGAACCUCUUAACAUAGAAAGAAAGCAAUAC
Molecule: messenger RNA, 5190 nt
Organism: Cherax quadricarinatus
Lineage: Eukaryota; Metazoa; Arthropoda; Malacostraca; Decapoda; Parastacidae
Source: RefSeq, a predicted model, not a curated record